Molecule: messenger RNA, 816 nt
Organism: Pteronotus mesoamericanus
Lineage: Eukaryota; Metazoa; Chordata; Mammalia; Chiroptera; Mormoopidae
Gene: CZIB
Product: CXXC motif containing zinc binding protein
Exons: 8
Coding region: 94-576 (160 amino acids)
Molecular function (GO): zinc ion binding
Source: RefSeq, a predicted model, not a curated record
GAGGCCACAUCAGGGUGCGCAGGCGGUGCUCGCGGUUUACGACGUGCCGGAAAGUAGCGACCCGCAUUCCCCGCUGGGCUGGGCAGGGCCAUUAUGGGGAAAAUCGCGCUGCAGCUCAAAGCCACGCUGGAAAACGUCACUAACCUCCGGCCUGUGGGGGAGGAUUUCCGGUGGUACCUAAAGAUGAAAUGUGGCAACUGUGGUGAGAUUUCAGAGAAGUGGCAGUACAUUCGGCUGAUGGACAGUGCGGCACUGAAAGGAGGCCGUGGAAGCGCCUCCAUGGUCCAGAAGUGCAAGCUCUGCGCAAGGGAAAACUCCAUUGAGAUUUUGAGCAGCACCAUCAAAUCUUACAAUGCUGAAGACAAUGAGAAGUUUAAGACCAUAGUAGAGUUUGAGUGCCGGGGCCUUGAACCAGUCGAUUUCCAGCCCCAGGCUGGGUUUGCUGCUGAAGGUGUGGACACGGGGACAGUCUUCAGUGACAUUAACCUGCAGGAGAAGGACUGGACUGACUAUGAUGAAAAGGCUCAAGAGUCUGUGGGAAUUUACGAGGUCACCCACCAGUUUGUGAAGUGCUGACCUCUCCACCUUCACACUCGCCUCUAAGAACUGAGAAGGGACAGUGUGUCCCAAGCAGCAGAGCCCACUGAGGCUGGUACCCUCAUCCGUUGUCUCCCGGCAGCUGUCCAAACCCUCACAAGUCUGCAUGCUGGGCUCUGUCACACCUUCCCAAGCCCCACCAAUAAAGCCCGUUUGUGCUGUACUCGUGCAUGAAGGCAGAGUGCAGGAGCAGCCACUCCCUCCACAAGUCAGAAUUCA